Molecule: messenger RNA, 981 nt
Organism: Echinostoma caproni
Lineage: Eukaryota; Metazoa; Platyhelminthes; Trematoda; Plagiorchiida; Echinostomatidae
Source: the annotation of a GenBank genome assembly
AUGAACUCGAGUAAAAUUUGUCGGGCCAAUAAAUACAACAACCCACAGUUGAAACUCAUGGUGAACACAUGUGGUCACUCAUUGUGUGAAAAUUGUGUCGAAGUUUUGUUCGCUCGCGGUUCCGGCCUGUGUGUGCAAUGCAAAACACCAAUCAGAAAAGCUAACUUUCGCUAUCAGUUGUUCGAAGAUCCCCUGGUCCAGAAAGAGGUCGAAUUGCGUAAAAAAAUUCUUAGCGAUUUUAACAAGCGUGAAGAUGAUUUCGACUCACUCGAGGAUUUGUUCCCAAGACUCAGUAAUGAUGUGUUAGUUUUUAAUUUGAUGAACGAUAUCGAUGUUGACGAAACGAAAAAAUAUGUCGAACAAUACAAGAAAGAGAACAAGGAUAUUAUCAAGCGCAAUCGUCUUAGACCGGUAUGUUUUGGUAUGAAUACUUAUUUUGUUAAAAAUUUAUUUAUCGUAGUAUACAAUUUACAAUUUACAAAACACAUUCCUUCAUCUUGGGGCAAAUCACUGAUCGUUCCCAUUUUCAAGAAAAAAUGUCGCAAUGACUGUAGAAACCACCGCGGGAGCAGUUUGAUCCCGAUCGUCACCAAAGUGCCAGCUUCGGUUAUACUUCGACGUCUGACGCCUUUCAGAGAGACCAACAUCCGUGAACAGCAAGCCGGAUUCCGGCCUGGUCGUGGAUGUAUUGAUCAAAUUUUUACGUUGCGUCAGAUCCUUGAGCUGCGUCAUGCCCACCGUCGGCCAACAAUCGCAAUGUUCCUUGACCUGAAAGGAGCCUUCGACUCAGUUGACCGCGAUGCUCUGAUGGGCUACUUUCUCCGAAAAGGAAUGCCCCAGAAGUACUUUAACCUACUGAGGUCACUGUAUUCACAUACCUCCAGCCGUGAAAGGGUGUACAACAAUCUAAGUAGGCCGUUCGUUACCAGCAGCGGCGUCCGUCAAGGAUGCCCUCUUUCGCCGUACUGGAGAACGCACUAA